UGUUAUAGCUACCCAAAUCCACAGGGGUCCCCCCUGUCUAUUUAAACCCCCUAAAUCUUCCUUCCCCUUUUUAAAACUACAUUUUAUCCCUUGGCUUGUGGGCCAACGUGCCCCCUAAUGAGUAUUAAAACACUAUCUCCUUGCAAUUAGCUCAUUCCUGACUUCGCGCUCCUGAUUGACAGAACAAGCCAAAGCAUCAGAAUUCUCCCUUUGGCAAUAAGUGCUGAUUGGGUCCUUUUUAAGAGAGCUACUUCAAACUUUUUUUUUUUUUUUUUUUAAUAUUUGCCUUCAGUGUCUUGGCUGAGAGAAGAGUUUUUUACCUCUCUGAGAUUUUUUUUUUCCUUGAGAGUAGUAGAGGAAGCAAGAGAGGAUUUACCUGGUCGGGUUGAGUUCACUUCAUUUGACUUUUUUUUUUUUAAAUUAUUGUUAUUAUUAUUAUUAAAAUAAUCAUCCUGCCUCAGAAGAAAGGAAGGUUUUGGCAACUCUGGUUAAAAAAAAAAAAAAAAAGAAAGACAACUUUUCAUCAAUGGCCUCUUUUGGAUAUUUCCUGUUUCUUUGUGGGUUGAGUCAGGCUCUGUCAAGUUACCCAAUCUGGUGGUCCUUGGCAAUUGGUCACCAGUAUUCAUCCCUGGGGACUCAGCCCAUCCUCUGCGGGAGCAUCCCAGGACUGGUCCCCAAGCAGCUGCGCUUUUGUCGGAACUAUGUGGAGAUCAUGCCCAGCGUGGCGGAAGGGGUGAAGAUUGGGAUCCAGGAGUGCCAGCACCAAUUUCGAGGCAGGAGGUGGAACUGCACAACCGUCAAUGACAGCUUAGCCAUCUUUGGGCCUGUGCUAGAUAAAGCUACCAGGGAAUCAGCCUUUGUCCAUGCCAUUGCUUCUGCUGGAGUGGCUUUCGCGGUGACCAGAUCUUGUGCUGAGGGCUCAGCCACCAUCUGCGGCUGUGACACGCGCCACAAGGGCUCUCCCGGAGAAGGCUGGAAAUGGGGGGGCUGCAGCGAGGACGUGGAGUUUGGAAGCAUGGUGUCUCGGGAGUUUGCUGAUGCCCGGGAGAACAGACCAGACGCUCGGUCAGCCAUGAACAGGCACAACAACGAAGCUGGAAGGACUUCCAUUAUUGAACUCAUGCACCUUAAGUGCAAAUGUCAUGGCCUCUCGGGCAGCUGUGAAGUGAAGACCUGCUGGUGGUCUCAGCCGGACUUCAGGGUCAUCGGUGACUACCUCAAGGACAAGUAUGAUAGCGCUUCUGAAAUGGUAGUGGAAAAACACCGGGAAUCCCGUGGCUGGGUGGAGACCCUCAGGCCCAAAUACAACUUCUUCAAGGCUCCAACUGAGAAAGACCUGGUUUACUACGAGAACUCACCAAACUUUUGUGAGCCCAACCCUGAGACAGGUUCUUUCGGGACCCGUGACAGGAUCUGUAACGUCACUUCCCACGGGAUUGAUGGUUGCGACCUUUUGUGCUGCGGCCGCGGACACAACACGAGGACUGAGAAACGGAAAGAGAAGUGCCACUGUAUCUUCCACUGGUGCUGCUACGUCCGCUGCCAGGAAUGCAUACGAGUCUACGAUGUCCACACGUGCAAAUAAAGCAGGCAAAAUCCUUCCUUGGGCUCCAAGUGGAGAAACAGAUUUGAGCCUACUUCCUCUGAGAUUGCAGACAUGAGAGAAGUCUACUUUUUUGAUAUUAAAGAAUAAAAAAAUUUUAAAAGGCUAAAACUGGUUGGAUAGAAUAGGUCUAAUGACUUCUGGGCUAUCCCAAGGUACAUCUGGCAGUCAUAAAGGUAUGCCCCAAUUAUGCCUCCUGUAGGAGACAGCGGUUUCUUUAACUAGCCGAUGAUAUAGAGCUGGAAAGAAGAGCAUCAGCAAGAGCAUGGAUUUGCUCUGCUCUCACCCACCUAAAGUGACUCUUGUGAUUAAGUGUCCUUUGAAAGACUUGCAUCUUCCUAAAAAUCUCCUCUUCCCUCAGCUAGGGAGAGGUUACGUAGGAUGACAGCACUAAGUUUUCUGAGAUCUAUCUACAUACCCAAAUGGCCAGAUUCUGUGUAUAAUAUGAGCAACAACAACAACAAAAGAAAUACAAGCAGAUAAAUUAAUGAAUUUUUUAAAAAAUGCAAAUCCUCCUUAGCUUUUUCCCUGGAACCAGGGAAGUCUACAGAUAUAUUGUAGAGCUGUAGAGCGGGCAGGCUCUUCGCAUGAACUUUUUAGCAUAGUAGCUUCUGCCAGAUUUGACAUAGGAUGCAGUGACACCUGUAGAGACGGAGGGAGAGAGAAGGAGUGGGAGAGAGAGAACUGCUGAUGGUUUCCUACAGAUGCCCUAUUGGCACACAGCUGAUGUGCACGCUACAGAAAAGGUCUGUGCCUGAUAUGUGAAGUGAAGAGAACUCAGCAUAUGCAAUGAGAAGGAGACAGUCCCAUGAUGAGAGACAUUGCUCCAGCUGUGGCUUGGUAGGUGACUCAGCCCAUGAGCCUUCCUCUGAAACACGCAGUGCAAAACGAGUCUCCUGGGGCUGAAUGCUCGCUGCUGGGAGUAGGACACCUGGCUUCUAGGCAUCCCAGCUCAUUUCAGCAAAGGAGGAAAGGGAAAAUGCCCACCCCUCCCAUCUUGUUGCAGAGCACCAUAACUAACAGUGGAAAGUGCACUUAGUCCACUCCAUCUGCUCUCCGCACCUCAUGCAGGCUUCCCCCUGGGCACUUAGCAAAACCCUUAGACUGCAAGUCUGCCAGGAAUAUGACUCUGAAGGACUGUUUGUCACCCAUUAAUUUACACGACCAUGAACCAACCCCCCCUGCAAGUUGGAACAGUUUCAGACUCUACCCAAAUUUGGAUCCACGUCUAAUUUCUACAAUCACUCCAGUCUAUAAAAGUGGCACAGACUAAAAUACACAAAAAUCCAUACUUUGAAACAGUCAAGUUGAGGCAAGUUUGGAUGCAGAGCCAAAUCUCAACUUCACAGCACAGCCCCAUCUGUGCUGUUUGCCUCUGUCUCCCCUUCUUUGCAUGCAGCUCUACUUUUGAUUUCAGAUCAGGAUUGCCAGUUUACAGAAACACAUUUUAGUUCCUCUGUGUGAAUCAGGGCUUCCGUCAGCUAUGGGGGUGUCCAGGCCUGAACCUCAGCCCAUCUCCUUCGUUAUUUACAGCAUUGUAGCUCUACUCUUUGCUUGAGUUACUCCAGAGUGAUACAGGCAUAAAUGAGUAGUGACUCAAGCACGGAGUCUUAGCCUGUCCAGCCUCUGACACGCUUGCUUCUUGUCCUCUUUGCCAUGUCCGUAUCUUUGGGUUCCCGUCUUAGGAACCCAGUAAUCCCAUUUUAGGAUAAUGUACGGACAUUUUUUGUUUCCCUUCAGUACAGGAAGGGAAAUGGGGCAUGGUAUAACUCCAGUAACCCAUAGGAGUCUUUUCAUGGGUGGCAGGGCAACAUGAUCAGAGCUGUUGGCCAGCUAACAUCUGGACACCAGUGCAGAGAAAUAAGAGUGCUCUUCUCUCCCUGUCAGCUUAUUUCCUGGAACCAAAGGAAAGAGUAUGCAAAAGAGUCAGGGAGAAAACAGAGCUUAAUCCCAUCAGCGAGAAAACAGGAGGAAAGGAUGCCUCCAAGGGUCGACUCUGAGUCACGGCGUCUCCCAGGACUACUUCUAGGCUGGUGCAGUUUAUGCAUCAUCAUUUGUCUCAGGGCUGUGCCCAAGGGUGCUAACAGGUUUUGCAUAUUGAUGGAGGCACUUCGAUCAACACUCUGCAAAACAGCUGCAAUCAAAUGAAAGAAGAGACACAGAAAGGAGGGAAGGAGAGAGGGAGAGACCAAGGGAGAAAAAGAAAGAAAUGGGGAGAAAAGCUGUAGUAUCUGUACAUGUUAGCAUUGCACCCAAUAAAUGGCCACACUCCAACUGGUAGAAAGUAGUGGAUUACUAAAAACUGAGAGGAAGAUGCACCAAUGGGUGUAUUCACAGCUAUUUUUAUAAUACAGUCUGGGGGAAGGGGAAAACCUGGUCAUUUUGGCAAAUACAGAAGGAGGCUGCUGCGGGGGAAGAUUGCCUCAGUAACCAAUAUUCAAUCACAAGCUGUCAAGAAAGAAAACACUGAAGAAAGCCACAUAUGAGGUGGAAGGCAUUGAUAAAUUGCAGAAGGCGGGAUGAGGAAAGAUAAGUCCAGUUUAUUUAAUAUGAUUCUGCGUCAGCAGUCACAACACCAGAUGUUAGAUGCAUCCCAGCAUGGACUUCUGUCAGUGACUGGUACCCCAACAGUAAGGAUGCAAAUCAUUACAGGUCAUGUUCUCUGUCAACCCAUUGACUUCAGCAGGGUCACACCCAUAACUAGUUUUACCCUAAUACUUUCAAGCAAGGUUGUUUCAAACUCCUUCUUUUAUACCAUAGCAGUGAAGAAAUGGUUUGAAGGGUUUGGCUUCCUUUCAUGCAAACUGGAUUCUGGCCCCAGCCCAUUCCACAGCUCACUAACAUCAACAAUUUCUUCUUUUGCACCAGCAUCAAUGCCAACAUCACUACCAGGUGAAGUUUUUUUGGAAGCAUAGGAAAAGAAAAAGACACAAAAAAACACAAAACAGGCAUUUGCCAAGCAAUGGCUUAUUAAAGUGAACAGAUUUUGACUGCAGUAGUGGAACUUAUUUCACCUGACUGUGUCAAAGUUAGGCAUCUAGUCUAAGCUAUUUAUCCGCUUUUUUGUGCUAAGAUCAAUGGCAAGAAACAAACAGCUCCAAAAGGUGAUUCAUCAUAGCCUAGGAUGGUAUCUUAGUUACCCUCUGGAUGUAAUUUUGUGUUUCUUCUGACCUUAGCUGAUGAGCUCAUACUAGAUGCUGAACUUUUAGAUGGGUGCACUCUGAUGAUAUGAAGUCUACCAGGAGUCAAGGAGGUGAAGCUAGAAUCUGAUCAUCAGCUGAGAUGGGCUGGAAGUUGUAUUCCUUCAAUGCUGGGGUCAGAUUUGAAGCAGCUCAGUGGUCGGGGACUUCCACCCCAUUCAAGGGAUUUUUAAUGAGACCUAUGCAUAUCUGUUGGUUUUAUUAUGUAAUUAGUCAUCUAUCAUGAUGAUAUAGUGUGGGGGGCUGAGCAACUACUACUAAAGGCAAUGAAAAACACCUCUGUGGAUUCUGUUACUCACAGCAAGUGCAUCUGAGGGUCCUAGUCCUGGAUCUGAUCUUCCUACCCAUGUGGAGGGGAGAAGGAGAUCCUGUUAGAGGUCUGGGAGCAAAGGACUCCUAAGUGCACACGUGAGUCCUGAGUUUGACUCCAUGGCUUUGGAUGAGGCACUCGGGCCAUCACUAACUAAAAAACACAAAAUCAGGAAGUAUAUGUGGAAAACUAGGGUCCCACUCCACUGCCUACUCUAGGUGUCUCACUUAAAGGUUGCAACUACAGUGGUAGCAAAGAUUAAGUUGGUGAUGAGUGAGGUGCUGUCCCUCCCUAUACAUCAUGAUUCCUACAUAAGGUAUCAUUUAGGAGGUCGUCUAAAUAAAACUCAAAGCCUUUCUCUGCCUCAGAUUCUCCAAAUCUGUGAAAAUGGUAGCACCUUUCUCAUGGAAAGGACGCAUUUAUUGCUUAGGAUUUGAUUCAAUCAUACAGGCAUCUCGUGACAUUUUAGGUGCCCUAUAAUAUCCCUUUGGAUCCAGCUGUUGCUUCAGGGACUUAGGACUCCCAGAGGUUCUGUAUCAGACAUACUAAACCUGGGCAGAUAUGUCAGAGGUUGUAGGGUAUCCAGAAUGGCACAAGAUGCCUAUAUGUAGACAGCUGAAUUGUUCACUUCAGAUCUGGAGAUGAUUUGCUGUAAAAACUUCCCCUCCAGCUCAGUUUACCUGGGUAAUGCAACAUUCUUGACUAAAAAGACACAAGAUCAUCCAUUUCCCAUAAAUGAGACCUAAUCUACUCAGCCUCCAAGACCCAUCGGUGCUCUCCCCUUGAGUCUUCACUUGCGACUAGGUUUGUCCUCAGGCAGAUGGUUUGUGUCAUAUGUCUGGCAGUACCAGGGAGAAAGGAGAUGGUAUCAUCCAGCCAAGUAACACAAAUGUAAAAAGGAAAAUAAGAAAGAAAGGAGCAUAAUUUCUUUCCUCUUACAUGCUGCUAUCCAACCUUUCCUUUAGCUGAACCGAUGAGUUUGAUGGGCCCCAUCAUUUCCACAUUCAACCCCAUUAAAGUCAGUGGAGUUAUAUGCAAGGGGUGAAUUUGGCCUCAUCUCUUUUCUUUCUAUGAAAGAAAUGGAAAGUUUAGGAGUUUGUUGUUGUUGUUUUGGUUUAGUUUUAGGAUUUGGGGUUUUUCUUUUUAAGAGAAAAGAAAAACAUGGGGAGGGAAAUGCAUAACAUUUCCUAUUACUUGAUCCCUAAUGUACCUCUUUUAACUGAGAGUAUUAUGCCAAGCACUGAGAGUCUUCUCCAAAGCAUUUUGAAGUCUCCAGAAUUGUUUCCACUCCUGGCACGGGGCUUCAUGUGCAGAAUUACAACAGUCAGGGUUUAAUCUUGAAAGGGGACCGCAGUGACAUCCACACCACAAAAUGCAGUAUGAAACAGAAAAUCCUGACCAGAAAUCCCUGUCGCUGAUAGCACCAACAACAUUAGCUCUGCAGAAAGAAGCGUUAUAGUCUUAGCCGUGCAUUGCACGACUUCUCUGUUAACCUCUGAGAGCAAUUUCUUUUGGCACACUAUCUAAAGUCCUUUUAGUGCUGCACAGUUCAUUCAGGUCUGGAUGUAGUUUUCAGCUGGAGCAUUGCAUAUUGCCACAGAUAUAUUCAUGGGGUAUAAUACCUUUGUCACAUGUAUUCAUAUGUUUGUCACGCCCCAAUCUUUCAAUUCACGUACAGGAGAACAACUUACUCAUCUUACAGCUCUGGGUCCCUUUUUUAGUUUCAAGGAGAGCUUUCAGUGCUGACAACCUGGGACUUGGUGCUCCUGGGGAUAUUCAGGUUAUGGCGUGAGCACUCUGCAGAAGCUGGGAGUUGUGAGUCCACUCCUGGCUUUUGUGCUAUGGAAAUUACUCUGGGAUUCUCUUAAUGCCUUAAUGAUAUGCUUCAGGAAUUAAAAGCAGGGGCCACCAAAAAGCACUGAGUCAAAAUGACCUGCAGACACCAGCCAUUGCACCCAUUUGAAAGUGAUAAGCAGUAAUCAGCUGCCUAGAGGAAAACGAUGCUUGGCUCUUCCAGACACCCCCAGAGCUGAGGAUGCCGAGAAGGCAACGCUCUUCAGUCGGUGGAGUAGUGAGGGAGAUGAGAGGUUCACUGAGAUCCUUCGGUUUAUAUGGCCAAGUGGCUGUUUGUGAGAGGGGCUACAGAGAGAGCGUUAGGCGAUGGUGAGAAGGUGGGCUGGGUGGGAGGAUGCCCUUUCUGCUCUGCUGAUCUGCAUUUCCCUCAUUCGCUAUCUCCCUCCAGGCUAAAUCUUUGCUCUUAUAGUAGAGACGUCUUAGUACUGGAGAACAUGUCUUCUAGAUUUCCCUUCUCUCACUGGACAGCAGUAGUCCAUCUAGCUUUUUGCUGAAUUAUUUUCUUUACAGCUUAGUCCUCCAUGCUCAUGUUUCCUGCCCUCUCUCAUAUGAUCCAGUUACUGAUCUGUGCUUUGUCACUGCUGAGCAAGGGGACGCGUCUGCUGCCUGGGGCCUUUGUUAGCCACUGCGGGGUGCACAUGUUUCCAUUUCAUUGAAAACAGAGGCUUUUUGGCCUCCAUUUUGGGAAAGGGAUGUUUAGUCCUAGUUUCUAAUACUGCCAGUGGCUGCACGGACUUGGGCAAGACAGUCUACUCCCACUUUGCUGCAGUUUCCAGAGGUGUCUUAGAUGCAUCUCCACUUUGGAGGGGGAGAUUUUCCAAAGCGCAAAUAAGAAGCCAGGCAGUGGUACCUGGGGGUGGGAUUCAGGACACAGAGUGAGACACUUAAAUGUAGGUAUCUACAUGUGAGUAUGUGCCUAAACUCCCAUACCAUCAAUGAUGAUGGGAUCCAUUUGCCUAAACGUAGUGUCCAGGGCUGAAUCAAAUUAGUGAAGAUAAGUGUUUAGAGCCAUUUGGGAUGCCCCAGGGUACCCCACCAGCUUCUAGCAGCUGCUCUGGAAGACUGUGGGUUUCCUUUAAGUCCCAUGCCAUAUCUGCCAGCCCCAUGCAGAUGCCUCAGAAACCCCAGGACAUCUCAGAUGGUACUAGACGCCUGUGCAUGAGCAACUUAGUCAAGCUGCUAGUCAAUAGGCAGUGGAGGCUAGAGAGCAAUUCAGCUGGCCAAAUGUAGGUAUCUGCUGUAGAGCAAGCUGAACCAGACUCUGGGCCCCACUGAAUUUGCUGACUAGAUCUCCAUCAGAUAUGGGAGCACAUAAUGAAAAUGGACAAGUCCCACCAUGUUCAUCCACAUAGGGAGAUCUCCUGAGGCACAACAGUCACAGGGUCUUUUCCACAUGACUUUGCCUUCUCUUCCAUCUCUCUAGACCUUGCUUUCCUUAUUCGUGUUCUGUGGAUCAAGGGAGGUCUUGAACAGCCCUGAGAGGAAGUGGAGAGUGGGGAAGGUAUGAGAAAAUGCUUUCCUCAUUUUCCUUUCUUUUUCCAAGUUUCUUCUCCUUAUUUAUUAGUAUUUAUUUAUUUCUUACCACUCACUUCUCUCCACCAAAAAGCCUGAAGGCCUGUCUGCUACAGAUGUAGGCUAGCAAGCAGCUGAGUAUCACCCGUGUUUUUGAGGGAAAGCACCAUUUUCCCAGGGCUCCUUCCCAACAUGCACUUGUCACCCACUGCUGCUACUUGGAAAGCACAAGAGGCCCAACCUUUUCCAAGGCUGACUCCCAAACCCUCCCAUGCGUGAUGAAAUCCUCCCCACUGAAACCCUGGUUCCCACUGACAUGCGUGCCUCCAGACCCAGUUACCCCAGUGCCAGACUGUCCCCGACUGAUCACAGUUCAGCUUUACAGCUCUUCUUCUCGCUGGAGCCCCACUCGAUCUAGCUGUCUUGCAGCAUCGCUUUCUGUCACUCCCAGACCGUGGCCUGCCCAAACAGGACCUCUCGUUGCUUUGGACUAUCUGACAAGCCCACCAGCAGCGUGGGAGGGAUAAAACACAGCCCCAUAACACCUUGGGAAAUCCCCCAUGAGGCAAAACAUCCUUGUCCAGCCGUCAAGGACAAGCAUCUUCUUGUGGGUGGGUUUUUCACCGCUGCCUUCCCUUCCCACAUACUGUCUGCCUGAUGACUUCACCCUGUUCAAAGCUAUGUCACUGUCUGUAACCCUUCCCCAGCCUGUCCCUGCCCUCACCCCUCCUGAAUACCCUUUUGUACAGAAUGCAUGUAUGAUACAACCUGAAAUUCCAAAGCUAUUGUACAAAGUAGGAUUGUCGCCUUUUUUUUCUCAGUAUUUUGUUAAGUCUGAUGAUUUUUUUAUGAUUAUUUAUUUUAUGAAUAAAUGUAUAUAUUAGUAAGAGUAUAUAUUUGCGGAAAUAACUCAUCGGGACAGUGUUGUUGCUCUGCUGUUGUGCUUGUGACCUCAUUGGCUUUUACCCUAUUUUCUACUGACAGCACACUAGCGAUGUCUUGUAACUGUUUUUCGUUACCAGUUAAGUUUGAUAGAUGUGUUAACUUUAUAAUGAAAAUUAAAAAAAAGCAUUAAUUUUAA
Messenger RNA from Dromaius novaehollandiae (emu), 9560 nucleotides. It is a transcript of the gene WNT3A, whose product is annotated as Wnt family member 3A. The record is from RefSeq and is a predicted model, not a curated record. The transcript is spliced from 4 exons. Gene Ontology annotation, biological process: multicellular organism development; neuron differentiation; cell fate commitment. Gene Ontology annotation, molecular function: frizzled binding; cytokine activity. Gene Ontology annotation, cellular component: extracellular region. Bases 527 to 1585 code for a protein of 352 amino acids. NCBI's taxonomy places the organism in Eukaryota, Metazoa, Chordata, Aves, Casuariiformes, Dromaiidae.